This is a messenger RNA of Epinephelus fuscoguttatus (brown-marbled grouper), 4544 nucleotides long. RefSeq names its product E3 ubiquitin-protein ligase TRIM7-like. Gene Ontology annotation, molecular function: protein binding; zinc ion binding. Bases 84 to 2093 code for a protein of 669 amino acids. Lineage: Eukaryota; Metazoa; Chordata; Actinopteri; Perciformes; Serranidae. The transcript has 7 exons. The record is from RefSeq and is a predicted model, not a curated record.
GUGUCAGUGUACAAGCGGAGCCCUGAGGCAGCUGCUCUCUGCAGGUUUGAUGCCCGUUCAGAGCCCCGUUGCUUGCGCUGAAAAUGACCCUGCCUCUCCGCCGUGCAGGAAUGGCCUCUACUGGGAACCUUUCAGAAGAGCAGGUGCACUGCUCCAUAUGUCUGGACGUCUUCACCAACCCUGUAUCCAUCCCCUGUGGACACAACUUCUGCCAGAGCUGCAUCCUGGGAUACUGGAAAACCAGCCCUUUGUACCAGUGUCCUAUGUGUAAGAAGUCUUUCUACAAAAGGCCUGAUAUUAGCGUUAACACGGUUCUGAGGGAGAUCGCAGAGCAGUUCAAGGAGAUCAGGGUUAGAAGUGCGGAGGAAAAGGUGAGCAAGGACAAGGAAGUCGAGGGAGAAAGGAAGUGGAUGAUGGAGAGAAAGAAAAAGGAGGAUGAGGAGAGGCUUUUGGAGAAAGAUCAGAUGCAGCAGGUGCUAGAGGAGCUGAAGCAGAAGCAGGAGCAGGAGAAGAGUAAGAAAGCAGAGAAAAUGCCAUCACAAGAGGAGUUACCACCGUUGAUCCCCCCUGUGCCACCACCCAGAACCUCUCCUCCACGAUCACCCAAAGUCACAGCUCAGGGUCCGCCACUGCCUCCUCUGCCCCAGACAUCACCUCCACCCUCGCCUCAAAUCGCUGCUUCUCCAACACCUCAAACCCCACCUCCACCUCCCUCCUCUUCCCUCCCACCUCUUCUGUGGGAGGAAGUCCUCUGUGAUGUCUGCCUGGGUGACGGCAGGCCAAAAGCAAUCAAAUCCUGCCUCGUGUGUUUGACUUCCUACUGCGAGGAGCACCUGAAGUCUCACUCGUCCAGGUUCACCAAGCACAAGCUGAUGGAGCCCGUUGCCAAUAUGGAGGACAGGAUGUGUCCGAAGCACCAACGGCUUCUGGAGCUGUUCUGUAAGAAGGAUCAGACCUGUGUGUGCGUGCUCUGCACCGAGACGGACCACAGGGCGCACUACACCGUCCCUGUGGAGAGGGAAUGGACAGAGAAAAAGGCGCAGCUGAAGCGGACAGAAAUAGACGUCCAGCAGAUGAUCCAGGACAGAGUGCAGAAGGUGGAGGAGAUCAAACACUCGGUGCAACAAAACAAAGCCAGCGCUCAGAGAGAGGUGGAGGAAAGUGUGCAGGUCUUCUCAGAGCUGGUGCGCUCCAUCCAGAAGACUCAGAGCGAGCUGGUUUUGGCCAUUGAGGAGAAGCAGAGGCAGACGGAGAGGUGGGCUGGAGGCCUCAUCGCUGAACUGGAGCAGGAAAUCGCCGAGCUGAAGAGGAGGAAUACAGAUUUAGAAAAUGUGGCUCGGACCGACCAUAUCCACUUCUUAAAGAGCUACCCAGCCCUCAGCACUCCUCCCUCUGUCAAAGACUGGUCUGAGACCAGUGUUCCCACUGACAUAUGUGUAGGCAUGAUCAGGAGAGCCGUGUCCAAACUGGAGGCAACGUUGAAUGAAAUGAUCGAAAAACUGUCUGAAAGUGAGAUCAAGAAGAUUGCGAAAUAUACAGUGGACGUCACUCUGGACCCUGACACAGCCAACCCGUGGUUGCAGCUUUCUCAGGACAGACGUCAGGUGAGACACCUGGGUGCAUGGCAGGACCUCCCAGACCAUCCUGAGCGUUUCGACACAGUGGUCAUUGUUCUGGGCCGCGAGGGCUUCACCUCAGGGAGACAUUACUGGGAAGUUCAGGUGGGGGACAAGGACGACUGGUACAUGGGUGUGGCCAGGUCUUCCGUCAACAGAAAGGGCAGGAUCUCUGUAAGCACCACCCAGGGAUACUGGGCUCUUGCCAUGAAGAAAGGCCAAGGGUACCGGGUGUCAACAUCUCCGCCAAUAGCUCUGUUCCUCAACCCCAAGCUCAAGCGAGUGGGUGUGUACGUGGACUACGAGGAGGGGCAAGUGUCCUUUUAUGAUGUGAGAGCUUGGACUCAUAUUUACACAUUCAAAGAUAAGUUCAUGGAGAAGAUCUUACCCUUUUUCUACCUGUACUGCUGUGACAAAGCUUCUGAUACCCUCGUGAUUUGUCCCGUGAAUGAAAAAACUGUGAUCAAGCAAAGCUAAGGACAAAGUUUGACAGUAAAAACACUAAAGGUGAAAACUGACUGUGUUUUGUUGUAGCCAAACCUGUUUGGAUGAAAUUCUGUUUUAUGUUUUGUGUAUGUUCAUUAGAUGUAUAACUCAGUUCAACAAAUUAAUGUGUACACAUUACAUAUUCAUGUCAGAUCAUGAAGGUUCCACAAAGCCUUAAAGGGAUAGUUCAACAUUUCAGGAAAUAUGUAUCUUCACUUUCUUUCUGAGGGUUGAGCCUUGUUGCCAUCAAGACAUCUGGUUCAGUUUUUGUUUGUUACACAUUAAAAGAUAUUUUUUGCGUUUCCGUUGUCUAAAGUUGGGGAUGGUACCGAUAGAACUAUUCCAUUCUGAGCCAAGGAAGAGGGCAUACAGCAAGAGCUUGAUGGAGCAGGGACAUGCCCAUUGCUGUUUAGUACUGUUUACUGUCUGUGGUGGAAAUGCAACAGAUCUACAUUUACAUGUCUGUUAGGAUUAUGUAUGGUUCUUAUGUUGUGUUCAACACAAUGAAUUUUCACAUCCCAUUAUUAGCACAAGUUUGAAUACUAGAAUAUUUUGUGUUAACUUGUCACAUGCAUGAAUAACUCAAAUCAUAUGAGCAUGAAAUCGCUGAAUCGAUGAAUGAAAUUCCUCCGGUACAUCCUCAACGGAAUACAUCCUUGGUGAAUCUCAAUGCUGAUUGGCUAUCGCAGUGCAAAUCAGUCUCCAAAGUUACUAUUUUUUGCGCUACUUGCUUCAUUCCUGCAGCUUAAUUCGCUUUGCGUCCAUCACGUCCAUUGCGCUGCCCAGUGGGAAUUUGCGUCUAAUCAUGUUUGUACAUCGACCUGUCAUUUACGUAAUUCACUCACACGAAUUGUUUUAUUUGCACCAGGUGUGAACACAACAUGAUGGUCCUUUACGUGAUGUGUGUGGUAGAAUUGCAGUUUUAGAUAAUCAUUACCACUCUCAUAGCUGUAAACUAAAUCUAGCAGGCAGUUAGCUUAGCUUAGCAUUAAUGGGGGUGUUAUGUUCAAGGAUAUUUCUUCAUGUUUUGUAUGGAUUAAACAAACAUGAUUUGACGUGAUAACUACAUAGACUGUAUAAAAUAAUGGACGUAGCUAGUGUGACAUCAGCCCUUGGUUUGUGGACUGCUGUUUUGAAACCUCAAUUUCGGCAUUUUGGAUGUUGCCAUCUUAGUUUUUUUGUAGCCUGAGGUGACCAUAUUUGAACGAGAGGGCGUAGCCGUGGAGGAGCAAGGGAUGGAUCUGACUCAUCUGAUUUGAUUGGUAGCAAUGCCUCACAGACAGCCUGUCACUCAAAGUGGCCUCACCCUUAAUUACACAUAACUUUAAGCCUUAAUAAAAUGUAAAUGGGGGAGUUAGGUAUAAAUUCUUCCCCCCUGCACAGUUGUCAUGAAUGUUCAACCCGGUCUUACUCCAAAGUCGUUGAAAACCGCCACUUAGUCAGUGGCUUCCGCCAUCAGACAGUGAUGAGAAAGGCCGUUCUUUCACAUCAGCAUGAUAUGUAGCCGUUACCUGUUGUUUAAAGGCACUCGGUGGCGUCAGGAAGAAACGCAGCGGGACAACAACAAAAGAGUUUCCUUUUUUUGUUGCCUAAAGUAAACCAUGUGCAGUUGUUGGUAAAACCUAACCAUAUGGGUUUGUUGUUCAAUGGGAAAAAAAUGUUGAUUUGCAAUGUUGUACUGACGUAGUGCCUUUAUUUUGAAAGAGACUGUAUGUACAAUAAACUGUACAAUGUAUUUUAAAAACAGAUGAUGCAUGUAACAGGCUGAACUUGACACGCCAUCCCAAAACAUCAACAACCAACGUACCCAGGGUACCUUACACGUCUUAUGUGGACGUGAAAAUUCCACCAACCAAACGUUAGUAUGUGACGAGUUCGGAGUGAGAAUGUGUUGGAAUGUUGAAUAGGCCAAAACUUUCUUUUUUUUCACCAGGCUGUAAACACGUUCUGCUUUAAAGUUGGGCAUUUUAACAUGGGCAUCUAUGGGGAUUGACUCACUUGCCUGCCUCAAGUGGCCAUUAGAGGAACUGCAGUUUUUAUCAUGUCCACGUUAGCUUCACUUUUCUGCACUGGAGAAUGCCACAUAAUUCAUGAACUGUAGAGUUGCUAGUGGAUGGAUUUACAACUGGACAGAGCCCGGCUUGCAGUUUCUUCCUGUUUCCGGUCUUCAUUUCAAGCUAAAAAUAUUUACCAUACAGACACAACAGUGGUUUUAAUAUUCUCAUGUAACUCUCAGCAAGAAAGUGAAUAAGCAUAUAUCCUAAAAUAAACUAGUCCUCUUAAUGCAUGACUUUGAAAACAUCAAAACAAAGUGUAGUUUCUAUUUCCCUGAUUUCAUGAUUGCAUGUUGAUUUUUAAUAAAGUGUGAUUGAUGCUGUAAAGGUUGUAUGCUGAGGAGAAGUGUGUUCAUGAUUCAUGACAAUAAAUGUUCUCUCAAACAUU